Striga asiatica is the source of this 1437-nucleotide messenger RNA. Lineage: Eukaryota; Viridiplantae; Streptophyta; Magnoliopsida; Lamiales; Orobanchaceae. The record is from the annotation of a GenBank genome assembly.
AUGGCUUCCGACGCCGCCAGCCGCCGUUCACCGCCGCACAACACGGUGGCCAUCCUCAUGGUGCCCUUCCCCCUCCAAGGCCACCUCAACCAGCUCCUCCACCUCUCCCGCCUCAUCUCCGCCCGCGGCCUCCCCGUCCACUUCGCCGCCGCCCCUUCCCACUCCCGCCAAGCCCGCCUCCGAGCCACCACCACCGCCCACGACCACCACGACUCGACAAUCACCUUUCACGAAAUCCCUUCCCUCCCUUACUCGUCCCCACCUCCCGACCCGAACUCAACGACCCGUUUCCCAACUCACCUCCAACCCUUGAUCGAGGCCACCUCAAGCCUCCGAGAGCCCGUGGCAGAGAUCCUCCGGGACCUCUGCGCGGCCAACCGUCGAGUCGUGGUCGUCCACGACUCGAUGAUGGGGUUUGUGGUCCAAGACUUCGUCCGUUACCAGAACGCGGAGGCCUACACGUUCCACAGCGUGUCGGCAUACGCGAUUUUCCUCUUCCUAUGGGAGAGUGCCGGGAGGCCGUUCGACCUCCCGGCAGAUCUCCUGCAGGAAAAGGACAUCCCGUCGCUCGACGGCUGCUUCAGCCCCGAGUUCGGGAGUUUCGUUCAGACCCAGCACGAGUUCAUCAAACUGAACUCGGGCCGGGUCUACAACACGUGUCGGGCGGUCGAGGGCCCAUUCAUGGAGCUCAUCGAACGGGCGGAGAUCAGUGGGGGGAAGCAGCAAUGGGCCCUCGGCCCGUUCAACCCGAUCGGCAACUCGGAGAGAACUGGAGUGAUCUCUCCCGGCUCGCGCCACGCGUGCCUGAAAUGGCUCGACGGGCUCGAGUCGGGCUCGGUCGUGCUGGUCUCGUUCGGGACCACGACCACCUUUCCGCGAAAACAAAUUCACGAGCUCGCGAUCGGAUUGGAGAACAGCGGGCAGAAGUUCGUCUGGGUCCUACGAGACGCCGACGUGGGAGAUGGUGUAAUAACGAAGCAUGAUGAUGACAUCAUCGCGCUUCCGGAAGGGUUCGAGGGGAGGGUCGAGGGUCGUGGGCUCGUGGUGCGCGAGUGGACCCCGCAGGUGGAGAUAUUGGGCCACGAGGCGGUGGGAGGGUUCGUGAGCCACUGCGGUUGGAACUCGUGCAUGGAGAGCAUCUCAAUGGGGGUGGCGAUGGGUGCGUGGCCCAUGCACUCGGACCAACCGAGGAAUGCGGUGCUGGUGACGAAGGUGUUGGGAGUCGGGAUAACGGUUAGGGAGUGGGCCCGGAGGGACGAGAUCGUGGGGGCCCGAGAAGUCGAGCAAGGGGUAAGAAGGCUCAUGGGGCCGGGGGAAGGGGCGGAGGUGAGGCGGCGGGCGGCGGAGCUUGGCCGCGCCGUGAGGGAGGCGGCGGCGGAGGAUGGUGGGCCGAUGAGGUUGGAGUGGGACUCUUUCAUUUCGCAUAUAAUUAGGUAG